AUCGUUUUCGAUGCAAGUCGACGGUCUAGGGAAUGAAGUCUGUCGUUGCCCACAUGCAGGGAGGGAGAGACGGCGGGGAGGUAGGGGAGACAGUAACAGGUAUUCUCGUGCACGCCUAGUAUGGCAUCAGAUAGGUGCCAAACGCCUGUACACAAGCUCAUGACAGACCGAGAAAGGUAAAGACAAGGACGCAUGAUCAUGACUGUGUGGUCGUCGUAUGUUGACAUGCGAGUGUCUUUCGGACGCACCUUGUGGACACGCAUGAAGAAGGCUCGUGCCCUCUCGCGGCGCCUCAAGGGAAGAUCACCUGAUACAAGGAGACGCAGAACGGUUUGUAAAACAAAAAUCCCACGAAGUUUUCCGACCCACCUGGGUCAUCCAGCACGGUUUUUGUAUCGAAUCUAUCGACUGUUCUGCUGGUGAUGGGAAGGGGCGUCAGCAACUUGUUGUCCUGCUGCGGUGAGGUCGGCGCGACCCCCGUCCACUCGGGGGCUACAGCACGACACCCUGCAGUCAAUACAGUGAGCAAACCACCUUGCAAUGUCCCAAAUAAAAGAAUGCAUUCCAUUGGAUUGCUCAUGCACGUACGUCUCGCGAGUCGUCUUUUGCUCCGCUGUUCGGCCUUCUUCCUUCUGACGGCUUCCUCUGCGUCUCUUCGCCUGUAAGGCAGCUCAAAGUCCAUGGCCUCCACUGGCCGACGCGCAACACUCAUCGGCAGCUUGGACAACUCCAAGCGCAACACAGACACCACCUACAUUUUCAGACAUGCACCCGGCUGUGUAUGUGGAAGGGGCGGGGACUCCUGCUUUCUCUACUUCGUGGUCUUUCUUCUUUUUCCUUCUGAGGAACCAGGGCACGGCAUUCUUGUCGCCCCGUCCUCUCUUCGGCCGCACCCACUCCUCCUUCGGGUCGUUCCUGCAGCAUUGCAUUGCCAACCACAACAUCCCCACUCGCAGCCACACACGUGCAUGUGGACACGAAUGCACAUACCAGCCACUUUCCAGGCCAGAGUAAGGUUCGAAUAGACCAGCUGACGUGGUCUCGAUGAACAGGUGGCGCUUCCUUCUGUACGUUGAUCCGCGAGCAGACGCACCCGACGAGGCAGCAAGGGCCGCCGGCGGCUGCGGACCCCUGCCAGAGGAGAGGGCAGGCCCAACAGCAGCGGUAGCAGCCAGGGGAACAGGCCCGGCAGGCUGCUGAGUCAGAGAGAACAUCG
Messenger RNA from Vitrella brassicaformis, 1216 nucleotides. NCBI's taxonomy places the organism in Eukaryota, Vitrellaceae. The record is from the annotation of a GenBank genome assembly.